AUGAAUCAAUUACAGUGUCCUCUUGGCUGUGGUAGAACUUUUGAUGAUAACAAGCGAAUGGAGGAUCAUAUUAAAACCAGAAAUUUUCUUUAAUAGAAAGCCAAUCCUAUUCUAUAGGAGAAUACAAAUAUAAAAAUUACCAUAAUUACACAAUAAUCUUUAGUAAACUCAAUUGUCAUAUUCAACAACUUAAUAAUAAAUGUCGGAAUCAGAUAUACAACAACAAUUACCCCCAAAACCUAAUUAAAAAUAUAAUUGCAAUUCAAAAAAAAUACUCCUAUUCGUCUAAGUUCUAAUGUUAGAAAAAUAGAUGAUGUAUAAAAAGUUGAUCAUUAAAAAGAUAAGGAAUAGAAUGAUAAUAAAGAAACAUAAUAGACUAUUAAGAUAAUUGAACCCUCUCCAGUUAUAUCAGCAAAUGAUUUGAUGGAGGCAAGAAAAGUGAUCACUAAAUAAUUUAUUUGCACCAACAUAACAAACUUGUCUCUUAUACAUAAAAACCUCUUGAUUUUUGAAAGCACUACAGAAGUCCCUUUUUCUGAAUUAAUUAGUGCCUUAAAGAGUCUAUCAUUAUCAUAAAACAAUUUGAUAAAUGUCAUAGGAAUUAGUGUAUUAUAAAACAUUGUGGAUUUAAAUGUCAACAACAAUAAAAUAACAACUCUAUAGCCUUUAGGUGAUUGUAAAAGACUUUAGAGAUUGUAUGCCAAUCAUAAUCUAAUUAAUUCAAUAGAGCUUGGAUUAAUGAUCCAUUUAAAGAUAUUUUAAAUUGGGGAUAACUAAUUACUGACUUCGAACUAUUGA
Paramecium tetraurelia is the source of this 798-nucleotide messenger RNA. RefSeq lists its product as uncharacterized. Gene Ontology annotation, molecular function: protein binding. The transcript is spliced from 4 exons. NCBI's taxonomy places the organism in Eukaryota, Ciliophora, Oligohymenophorea, Peniculida, Parameciidae. The record is from RefSeq and is a predicted model, not a curated record.